GGGGCGGCGGGGUGGAAUUGCCGAACGGGGACGCGGAGCUGGAGUCGAGGGAGCCGGAGCCUGGCCGAGACAAGGAGGAGAGAGGAGGAGGAGGAACCAGGGAGGCGCGAUUCGGCAGCGGUGUCCGAGCGAUGGUGAAGUGGGCACGCAGGGGAAGAUCACAUCCGGGGCAGAGCGAAACGGCGGGCCCAUCGCGAGGCGACGGAUCCCCACGAGGUCGGAGGCGAGACCGGAGCGGCGGGAGGGAACAGCGCGGAGCGGAACGGAACCGCGGUUGAGCGAAGCACGAGUGCCCGAGCGGAACGUCACCCCUCCCCGAGGGACCACGACCAGCGUGGGGACGGACGUCCACAACACCGGCGGGCAGAGUUACCGGGGAAACGAAGAUCCCGACUUUGUGAGCGGGAACCAGAUCCCGAACCAGGGCGAAUCCGGUAAGAGGGGGGCCCUUGGAGAAAGGAGAGCGAGACUCCCAAAGCAGAGAGACCCAGAGCAGCUAGCUCCCAGCGGCAGGCCCUGCACCCCACAAUGUCUCCCCUCGCCCUCCUCCGCCUCGCCCUCCUCGCGGGCCUCGUGUGCGCGACCGUGAGCGGCCAGGGGCACGGCCACACUCACGGCGGGCAAGCGGGGCACGGCCACACUCACGGCGGGCACGCGGGGCACGGCCACACUCACGGCGGGCAAGCGGGGCACGGCCACACUCACGGCGGGCACGCGGGACACGGCCACACGCACGGGCCCGGCGGGGGCUGCCCUCACGCCCACGAGCCCGCCAACCCGGCCGACAAGUACCACAAGAAACACUACGAGACGGCCAAGACGCAGCAGCAGCAGCAGGGGGAGGAGGAGGAGCUCCAUGCGCCGGAGAGGAGAGACGUGGCGACCGUGUGGAUGCAGGCCCUGGGCGCCACGCUGCUGAUCUCCGCCGCGCCCUUCCUCAUACUCUUCCUCGUGCCGCUCGACUCGGACUCAGCGCGCCGCUCCUCGCUGCUGCACACGCUGCUCAGCUUCGCCUCGGGGGGACUCCUCGGAGACGCCUUCCUCCACCUCAUCCCCCACGCCAUCGAGCCGCACUCUCACCACUCGGAGUCCGGACAUGGACACAGCCACGGACACGGCGAGACGCACAACCAGGGACACGGUCACAGCCACGGCCCUGGCUCGCACCUCAUGUCCGUGGGCCUCUGGGUUCUGUGCGGAAUCAUCGUGUUCCUCGCCGUGGAGAUGUUCGUGAGACACAUCAAAGGGAGCCAUGGACACGGUCAUGGUCACAGUCACAGUCACGGCGAGAAACAAGAGAAGGGAGCGAAGAAAUCGGAUAAAGAGAAGGGGGAUGGGGAGGAGGAGGAGGUGGAGGGGGAGGGGGUGCGGAGGAGACGCCCGGACCCAGCCAGCUCCCAGGAGGGGAAGGUGGCUCCUGCAGACGGGGACCAGGGGGGGGCCCAGGAGGGAGCGGCUGAGAAGAGGGAGGAGGAGGAGCCCAAACGAGAACUGCAGGUGUCUGGCUACCUGAACCUGGCAGCGGACGUGACGCACAACUUCACGGACGGCCUGGCGAUCGGGGCCUCCUUCCUGGUGGGGCCCAACGUGGGCGUGGUGACGACGCUCACCAUCUUGCUGCACGAGAUCCCCCACGAGAUCGGCGACUUCGCCAUCCUCCUGCAGUCGGGCUGCACCAAGAGACAGGCCAUGUGGCUGCAGCUGUUGACUGCGGUGGGCGCCCUUGCGGGCACGGCGUGCUCGCUGCUGGCGGAAGGGGCUGGCGAGGCGGCGUCGGCGUGGGUGCUGCCCUUCACUGCGGGCGGCUUCAUCUACAUCGCCACCGUCUCCAUCCUGCCCGAGCUGCUGGGCCGAGCCGCGCCCCCCGCGCAGUCCGCCCGCCAGCUCGUCGCCAUGCUCACCGGCGUCGCCAUGAUGGUGCUCAUCGCCGCGUUCGAGUAAUGCGACGGUGUGGGGGGGGGGGGGGACGUGAGGGGGAGGUGCGGGGGUGCAGGGACGGGGUGAUGCGAGGUGGAUGGAGGCUGCCCGUGAAUGGGGAGAGGAGGAGUAUCCAUGGCCGUGAUGUGGGCGGGGAGAGGAUGGGAGUGAUGGGCGGGGAGAGGAUGGGAGUGAUGGGCGGGGUGGGCGAGCGAUGGAAGGGGAUGGAGCCAUGGUGGGGUGAGGUGAUGGCGUGGUGGAGGAGGGGGGGCAGGAGUGAUGAAGAGAGGACGGAGAAGGUGUGUUGAGAGAGUGGCGGUCUCCGAGGGGUAUUGUCUGUGGCUGUAACGGAGUGCAAGUGUCAGUGUGUAGGGCGUGUGUCCGUGCUCCCAUGUGUCCCUGUAUUGGGUGUCUGUCUUGUGUCACAAAGUUAAUUAUCAUCAUUCCAUAGUUAAAUGUGUAUGUGUGUGACUCUGGGUUUGUGUUUGUGUGUGUGCGCACAUGUCUGGGUGAGUGUGUGUAUCUGCUAGUUUGUGUGUCCGUGUGAGUCUGCAUGUGACUUUGUAUGUCCUGCAAUCUCUUUUAAUUCAAACGCUCCGCGUGUGCGAGACGGUAUGAAUUUGUCAGAGCAUUUCUGUGCGUGUGUGUUAGGGAGCGGUGGCGCACCGGUUAGCGCACUGCACUACUGUCUGAGCGAACUGAUUUCAAUUUCCGGACCACAGCUGUCAAAGGUCAGCGAGUGACAUUUGCACCCAGCUCAAGGCUUUCCCCCCCUAGGUCGACUCGGCCUUAAACGAGUGCCUGGUGCAGCGUGCAAACGUCAGCACUGGGGGAGACAAAGGCGGCCGUGUAUAAUGCUGGCCACAAUACCCCCCCUCCUGUGCCGUGUCGGCGUCCAUAGUCGCUCGUUAACAACGCUUGCCCCAACAGUCUGCAGAGGCUACAUGGGGGACCUGUGUGUGUGUGUGCCGGUGUGGGUGGACUCUGGGUGACUAACACAAGGGGUUGUGUGUGUGCAUCAACACACACCACAGGUUUACACACCCACGCAUGCUGUACACGUACACACACCCACAACGUUACACGGUCUCAUAUAUCAUGUGAAUGCCCAAACUGUAACGAGGCCCCAGUUUACGCGAAUAAAUCUCCACGCAAUUUUGGCC
Messenger RNA from Petromyzon marinus (sea lamprey), 3080 nucleotides. RefSeq names its product solute carrier family 39 member 7 (gene SLC39A7). Lineage: Eukaryota; Metazoa; Chordata; Hyperoartia; Petromyzontiformes; Petromyzontidae. The record is from RefSeq and is a predicted model, not a curated record. Gene Ontology annotation, cellular component: membrane. Gene Ontology annotation, biological process: zinc ion transmembrane transport; intracellular zinc ion homeostasis. Gene Ontology annotation, molecular function: zinc ion transmembrane transporter activity.